Molecule: messenger RNA, 1014 nt
Organism: Effrenium voratum
Lineage: Eukaryota; Dinophyceae; Suessiales; Symbiodiniaceae
Source: the annotation of a GenBank genome assembly
AGCGGUUCUGGCGAGUGAUAUGUGUGCAAUUCGCUGGCAGCGAUGGCUGGUGGCAUGCUCGUUGAGGACCACGACGAUGCAGUUGAGGUUGUGGAGGAGGUAACGAGCUUCAGCUUUGAGAUCCCGGACGGCGUCAAAGCCGGUGUCACGCUGAAGGUGACCGCCCCGGACGGCGUGACUCUCCACAUUCCUUUGCCCCAGAAUAUCUUGAAGGGCGACAAGAUGGUCAUGGUGAAGUCCUUGGAAGGCAAAUGGGGCAUCAAGCACGUUGUGCGGGCAGACGCCGCGACCGUUGUGGCGAGCCCUCAGAGUCGCAUCAAGUCGCGGGAAGACGUCGCAAGGGACCUCAGUCAGCCUCACGUGUGUAAUGUGCAUCUUAGAACAACGAAAGGCAUCAUCAAGCUGAGGGUGGUGCCAAACUGGGCACCAAAGGGUGCCCAGCGGUUCCUACAGCUGGUCACGGACAAGUACUACACAGACCUCCCGGUAUACCGGGCUGUAGAUACCUUCUUGGUGCAGUUUGGCAUCACUGGGGACCCUGACCGAAGCGAGAAGUAUGAGGCCAUUGAAGAUGAUGAGCUCCGGGGCAUUCCAAUUUUGGAAGGCAUGGUGUGCUUUGCAGCUGCUGCUGCGAACAGCCGACAAGCCACGGUGUGCCUCUUCUUGAGUGACUUCCCGCAACUGGGCAAGAACAGCUGGGAGACACCAUUUGCCAGGGUAUCCGAGGAGUCGUUCCCUGUGCUGCGCAGCAUCUUCACUGGCUAUGGGGACAUGCCUCAGUGUGGCGGCACUGGCCCUGACCCAAUUCAAUUGCAGGAUAGGGGGAACUCUUACAUCACGGAGUGCUUCCCAGAGUGUGAUUUUGUGGAGUCUGCUGAAUGGGUGCAGUGAGGCUUCAUGUUUUGGUGUACAUACCUAGCAUCAGAUCCGGGUCGGCGUCGCAAAGCGCGCGCCCUUGAAAGAAAUUCAGCCUGAGAGCUCCCGGGCAAGGCAACUACCCCCCUUUGUUCGGGA